Messenger RNA from Plasmopara halstedii, 168 nucleotides. RefSeq lists its product as uncharacterized. Bases 1 to 168 code for a protein of 55 amino acids. The transcript is spliced from 2 exons. The record is from RefSeq and is a predicted model, not a curated record. NCBI's taxonomy places the organism in Eukaryota, Oomycota, Peronosporomycetes, Peronosporales, Peronosporaceae.
AUGGCCCGGCACUCGACGGCUGCGUUGACCCACGGGCAACUUCGUCCCGAUGUAGCCAAGUUAUUGAAUUUUUUAUUGCACCAAAUACACUAUUCUGUCAUUCAUUCGAUGAUCAUGACUGACCGCUCAAAUAUUACAAAGUGUACCUCAUGUGCAACUCAGAAGUAG